AUGGUCACAGUUUUUGAUGAUGAAGAAGAAAGCAAAUUGACCUAUACAGAGAUUCACCAGGAAUAUAAAGAACUAGUUGAAAAAUUGUUAGAAGGUUACCUCAAAGAAAUUGGAAUUAACGAAGAUCAGUUUCAGGAAGCAUGCACUUCUCCUCUUGCAAAGACUCGAACAUCACAGGCCAUUUUGCAACCUGUGUUGGUGGCAGAAGAUUUUACCAUCUUUAAAACGAUGAUGGUCCAGAAAAACAUUGAAAUGCAGCUGCAGGCCAUUCGAAUCAUUCAAGAGAGAAAUGGUGUGUUACCUGACUGCUUAACUGAUGGCUCUGAUGUGGUCAGUGACCUUGAGCAGGAAGAGAUGAAAAUCCUGAGGGAAGUUCUUAGAAAAUCCAAAGAAGAAUAUGAGUUGGAAGAAGAAAGGAAGAGAAAAAAACAGCUAUUGGAGGCUAAAACAGAAGCAGCCCGGGGGUACACUGACGAAGCUGCAGGUGGGAGUGAGUCCCAAGGCGACGGCGAGUGUGUGGCACAGCCUUCCUCAGUUAAGGCGCAUUUUGAUAAUCCGUUGCCACAACCCUUGGCAAGAAAGACAAAAAUGUUGCCUGAAACUUCCUCCUUCUCACAAAAAGGCCUGAUGACUCCUGGCUUAGAACAUACACGCAUUGAAGGACCAAUAGCAAAUUUGUCAGCACUUGGAACGGAAGAGCUGCGACAACGAGAACAGUAUCUCAAGCAGAAGAGAGAUAAGUUGAUGUCCAUGAGAAAGGAUGUAAGGACUAAGCAGAUCCAAACUCCAGAGGAAAAAGGAAAAUCCCCUGGAGAGGUGGAGGAAAUGACAGAGAAGCCUGAAAUGACAGCAGAGGAGAGGCAGACAUUACUAAAGAGGCGAAUGCUUGCAGAGAAACUUAAAGAAGUUAUUAAUAAGUAAUUUAAAACAACUUAGCAAACAGAA
Molecule: messenger RNA, 945 nt
Organism: Octodon degus (degu)
Lineage: Eukaryota; Metazoa; Chordata; Mammalia; Rodentia; Octodontidae
Product: cilia- and flagella-associated protein 36-like
Exons: 2
Coding region: 1-921 (306 amino acids)
Cellular component (GO): ciliary base; axoneme
Source: RefSeq, a predicted model, not a curated record